This is a messenger RNA of Gigantopelta aegis, 1392 nucleotides long. RefSeq names its product 60S ribosomal protein L4-like. The record is from RefSeq and is a predicted model, not a curated record. Gene Ontology annotation, molecular function: structural constituent of ribosome; RNA binding. Gene Ontology annotation, cellular component: cytosolic large ribosomal subunit; ribosome. Gene Ontology annotation, biological process: translation. The coding region runs from base 108 to 1283 and encodes 391 amino acids. The transcript is spliced from 9 exons. NCBI's taxonomy places the organism in Eukaryota, Metazoa, Mollusca, Gastropoda, Neomphalida, Peltospiridae.
UGCUAUCCGAAUUCUUCCUUUGUUGCAUACUUUGUAUUACUACGCGAAAGAGGGCGCUUCCUUUUACUGCCGAAACUGGCUACCACGAGGACGGAAAAUUAAGCAUCAUGGCUGCAAGACCACUUAUUUCAAUUUACAAUGAGAAGGGCGAAUCAACUGGCUACAACAUCAAGCUGCCUGCCGUGUUUCGGGCUCCAAUUCGGCCUGACAUCGUUAACUUUGUCCACUUUCAAAUGAUGAAAAACACUCAACACCCUUACGCUGUGUCAGAGAAAGCUGGUCACCAGACAUCUGCCGAGUCUUGGGGUACUGGUCGUGCUGUGGCUCGAAUCCCGCGAGUGCGUGGUGGUGGAACCCAUCGUUCGGGUCAGGGUGCGUUCGGCAACAUGUGCCGAGGAGGGCGUAUGUUUGCACCAACCAAGACCUGGCGCCGCUGGCACCGCAAGAUCAACAUAAACCAGCGCCGAUAUGCCAUGUGCUCGGCCAUCGCUGCAACUGGAAUCCCUGCCCUCGUCUUGUCAAAGGGUCAUCGUAUUGAGGAAAUCCCUGAGGUUCCGUUGGUGGUCAGUGACAAGGUGCAGGAAUACAAGAAGACCAAGGAAGCUGUGGCUCUGUUGAAGCGUGUCAAAGCCUGGUCAGACAUCCAAAAGGUUUACAACUCCAAGAGGUUCCGAGCGGGAAAAGGAAAGAUGAGAAACCGUCGCCGUAUUCAGCGAAGAGGUCCUCUCAUUAUCUAUUACCAAGACAAUGGGAUCACCAAAGCAUUCAGAAAUAUCCCAGGCAUUACUCUGAUCAACGUGUCCCGUCUGAAUCUUCUUCGUAUUGCACCUGGAGGUCACGUCGGCCGAUUCUGUAUUUGGACUGAAUCUGCAUUCCGCAGACUGGACGGAUUGUAUGGCACUUGGAAAAAGAAUUCAUUACGAAAGUCUAAUUACAAUUUACCUAUGAAAAAAAUGACCACCACUGAUUUAUCAAGACUGCUGAAGUGUGACGAGAUACAGUCUUCACUGCGAGCACCAAUACGAGAAGCAAAGAGAAGAGUUCUUAAAAAGAAUCCUUUGAAAAAUUAUCGUGUUAUGGUUCGUCUCAACCCCUAUGCUUUGGUCCAGAAGAGAGCUGCAGCUUAUAUCGAGGCCAGACAUAAAUAUCUCCGGCAGGUGGGGAUAAACAAGAAACGUGGUAUUAAGACGCCUGUACCUAAACCACCCAAAGGCAAGGCUGCUGAAAAGAGGGCUGCUAGGAGGGCUAGAAAGGCAGUCAAGAAGGGAAAGGGAAAAAAAUAAAUUGUGAUCAGCCAAUAUGAUGUACCAUGAACUUGACAAAUUGAGGAGACAUUUGAAAAAUCGUAACAUGGGGAAACAUCAGAAAUAAUAAUAAAAUAAAUACUGCAGA